CUUUUUCUUUAUUGUUCUUCUUCUCCUUGUAUAUUAAAAAUAAAAAAAAAUUAUGGCUAGCUCAGAUACGGAUGAAACUUUCUCAUCUAGUGUUUCGAUGCAAAGCAAUUAUAUUCUUCCUCCUUUAUCUCACCAAAAUUCCUCUGAUGGUCUACUUUCUCUUCAACUGGCUGAACUCUUGGAUACUCAACAAGGACAACCUAAUGACAACAACAAACCAUCCGACAAUACAUCUUCUUUACCUUCAUUACAAGCUCAUACUAGCGAUUCUUCUUCUGACGAAGACUCUACAGUUCCUUCUCCUUUGUUAUGGGUUCCUGCAGACCGACACCCUGAAAUAGCUCCUAGUGAAUUUGCAAAAUGGCUCGAAACCAAUGGACCAAAUAGUAUAGCAAGAAAAACCUCUUUACGACGAAAAUCAUCUAUUUUAUCUCAAAUUCAUAUACCAUCAGAUGACAACAAUAACAAUUCUAUACAAACUUUUUCUCCCUCCUUAUCGAAAUCAUCCUCUUUGAUCAUGAUCCCUGAAAAUAGUGAUAAUCAAGAUACUUCGCGUGUAUUGGCUCCUAGAGGAAGUAGAUCAUUACUUCGAAGAUCAGCUUUUUCAGCUCGAGGUAGAGGACGAAAGCAAUUUGGUAGUAGACAUGGACCUGUUAACAAUAAUACCGAUCAACGUACUAGUGGAGAACAAGAAUCAACCAUGGAAUUAUCAACUAAAGAACCUGUACGACUUUAUGACCGACCUGUUAGUAUGAGUGAAUGGAUUGAUUUAGGAAAUGCCAGUCUAGGUUCUUCGGAUGAUUCUCAGCUUGGCAUAUUAUCUCGUGUACAUGAUGCUGAAUCACAUCUUUUAUCACAAUUAACGGACACAAACAGUAGUAGCAUCGAAAAGAAUGACGAUCAACGAACACAAUUAUCUGCUAAAAGAGGUUCGUUACGACGGGUGGAAGAUGAACGACAUGCUCAACAAAAACAACAAGAACGACGAAAUAAUAAUAAUAAUAAUAAUAUUGAAAAAAUCACUUUACCAACACCACCUUCAUCACCAAAUAAUGGCAACAAAAAAUCAGGUUUCGGAUCCCUCUUUUCACGUAGCAAAUCAGAACACAAGACCAAACGACAUCAUUUUGCAAAACUUCAACAACAUGUGAUCUCUGGUGUUACUAAUGGCACUCCUUUACUUUCCAACAACAAGAAUGGACGAUUGUCUCAUGGGGACGGUAAUAAACAGGACUUACAGCUUUCCUAUCAUAGUUAUCGAUUACCAAUUCAUGUGGAACGAGCAGUUUAUCGAUUAUCUCAUUACAAAUUGGCAGAUCCAAGGCGUCCUUUACAACAUCAAGUAGUGAUAUCAAAUCUUAUGUUUUGGUAUCUUUCCGUUAUUAAUACUCAACAACAACAACAACAACAACAACAACAACAACAACAACAACAAGAAUCAACAAAUAACAUCGAUAUUAAUACAUCGACAUCUUCCACCAAUUCAAUAUUACCCUCGACACAACCAGCAUCCAAUACCAAUGUUGAUGAAGCAUUACAAGAUCAAUUACAUAGAGGUCAAAAGACUGGACGCAUAGGAAUACCCAAACCACGAUCAACAACCACCAAUGGUGUAACAUUACACAAAUCGACUGUUCAGGAUCGUCCCCACAAUAAUGAUUCUAGAAAACAAGAUGAAGAAGAAGAUGAUAAUAUCCCUCUUAGUUUCUUCAAACAAGGCCAAUGA
This is a messenger RNA of Halteromyces radiatus, 1726 nucleotides long. RefSeq lists its product as uncharacterized. Gene Ontology annotation, biological process: establishment of cell polarity; positive regulation of G2/M transition of mitotic cell cycle. The transcript is spliced from 4 exons. Gene Ontology annotation, cellular component: cell septum; cytoplasm. The record is from RefSeq and is a predicted model, not a curated record. Lineage: Eukaryota; Fungi; Mucoromycota; Mucoromycetes; Mucorales; Cunninghamellaceae. Bases 53 to 1726 code for a protein of 557 amino acids.